Molecule: messenger RNA, 5574 nt
Organism: Nannospalax galili (Upper Galilee mountains blind mole rat)
Lineage: Eukaryota; Metazoa; Chordata; Mammalia; Rodentia; Spalacidae
Gene: Erbb3
Product: erb-b2 receptor tyrosine kinase 3
Exons: 28
Coding region: 123-4136 (1337 amino acids)
Biological process (GO): protein phosphorylation; cell surface receptor protein tyrosine kinase signaling pathway; nervous system development
Cellular component (GO): basal plasma membrane; signaling receptor complex
Molecular function (GO): neuregulin binding; ATP binding; protein tyrosine kinase activity
Source: RefSeq, a predicted model, not a curated record
AGCCUCGGCGGCCGCCGCCGCCACGAACUCUCUGACUGCUCAGGUGGCUGUCGCUCCGAUGCCCUAGUCCAGGGGCCCCCCGGCCGGACUCGGCUGGGCUCCCUUCACCCUCUGCUGGAACCAUGAGGGCGAUCGGGGCUCUGCAGGUGCUGGGCUUGCUUCUCAGCCUGGCCCGGGGCUCAGAGGUGGGCAACUCGCAGGCAGUGUGUCCUGGGACUCUGAAUGGUCUGAGUGUGACUGGUGAUGCUGAAAACCAAUACCAGACAUUGUACAAGCUCUACGAGAGGUGUGAGGUGGUGAUGGGUAACCUGGAGAUUGUGCUCACAGGACACAACGCUGACCUUUCCUUCCUGCAGUGGAUCCGAGAAGUGACAGGCUAUGUCCUUGUGGCCAUGAAUGAAUUCUCUAUACUACCAUUGCCUAAUCUCCGAGUGGUACGGGGGACCCAGUUCUACGAUGGGAAGUUCGCCAUCUUUGUCAUGUUGAACUAUAACACCAAUUCCAGCCACGCUCUGCGCCAGCUCCGCUUUACUCAGCUCACGGAGAUUCUGUCAGGGGGCGUUUAUAUUGAGAAGAAUGACAAACUUUGCCACAUGGAUACAAUUGACUGGAGGGACAUCGUGAGGGACCGAGAUGCCGAGAUAGUGGUGAAGGACAAUGGCAGAAACUGUCCCCGGUGUCAUGAAGUCUGCAAGGGGCGAUGCUGGGGUCCAGGACCAGAAGACUGCCAGACAUUGACCAAGACCAUCUGUGCUCCUCAGUGUAAUGGUCACUGCUUCGGGCCCAACCCCAACCAGUGCUGCCAUGAUGAGUGUGCAGGGGGCUGCUCUGGGCCUCAGGACACAGACUGCUUUGCCUGCCGACACUUCAAUGACAGUGGAGCCUGUGUGCCCCGGUGUCCACAGCCACUUGUGUACAACAAACUAACUUUCCAGCUAGAACCCAACCCUCAUACCAAGUACCAAUAUGGAGGAGUUUGUGUGGCCAGCUGUCCCCAUAAUUUUGUGGUAGAUCAGACAUCCUGUGUCAGGGCUUGUCCUCCUGACAAGAUGGAAGUAGAUAAAAAUGGGCUCAAGAUAUGUGAGCCUUGUGGAGGGCUGUGCCCAAAAGCCUGUGAGGGGACAGGCUCUGGGAGCCGCUUCCAGACUGUGGACUCGAGCAACAUCGAUGGAUUUGUGAACUGCACCAAGAUCCUGGGCAACCUGGACUUCCUUAUCACCGGCCUCAAUGGAGAUCCCUGGCACAAAAUCCCUGCCCUGGACCCUGAGAAGCUCAAUGUCUUCCAGACAGUACGGGAGAUCACAGGGUACCUGAACAUCCAGUCCUGGCCUCCUCACAUGCACAACUUCAGUGUCUUUUCCAACCUGACAACCAUUGGGGGCAGAAGCCUCUACAACCGGGGCUUCUCUUUGUUGAUCAUGAAGAAUCUGAAUGUCACGUCUCUGGGCCUCCGAUCCCUGAAGGAAAUUAGUGCCGGGCGUAUCUACAUAAGUGCCAAUAGGCAACUCUGCUACCACCACUCUGUAAACUGGACCAGGCUGCUUCGGGGGCCUUCAGAAGAGAGACUUGACAUCAAACAUAAUCGGCCUCGCAGAGACUGCAUGGCAGAGGGCAAAGUGUGUGAUCCACUGUGCUCUUCUGGGGGAUGCUGGGGCCCAGGCCCUGGUCAGUGUUUAUCCUGUCGAAACUACAGCCGAGAAGGUGUCUGUGUGACUCACUGCAACUUCCUGAAUGGGGAACCUCGUGAGUUUGCCCAAGAGGAUGAAUGUUUCUCCUGCCACUCAGAAUGCCUACCCAUGGAGGACACUGCCACAUGCAACGGCUCGGGCUCUGAUGCUUGUGCUCAAUGUGCACAUUUUCGAGAUGGGCCCCACUGUGUGAGCAGCUGCCCCCAUGGAGUCCUAGGUGCCAAGGGCCCCAUCUACAAGUACCCAGAUGCUCAGAAUGAAUGUCGGCCCUGCCAUGAGAAUUGCACCCAGGGGUGUAAGGGACCGGAACUACAAGACUGCUUAGACCAAACACUAGUGCUAAUGAGCAAAACCCAUCUGGUAAUGGCUUUGACAGUAGGCUUGGCUGUGAUUAUCCUGGCCCUGGGAGGCAUUCUUCUCUACUGGCGUGGGCGCAGGAUUCAGAAUAAAAGGGCUAUGAGGCGCUACUUGGAACGGGGUGAGAGUAUAGAGCCUCUAGACCCCAGCGAGAAGGCAAACAAAGUCUUGGCCAGAAUCUUCAAAGAGACAGAGCUAAGAAAGCUUAAAGUACUUGGCUCAGGUGUCUUUGGAACCGUACACAAGGGGGUGUGGAUUCCUGAGGGUGAAUCCAUCAAGAUUCCAGUCUGCAUUAAAGUCAUUGAGGACAGGAGUGGACGGCAAAGUUUUCAAGAUGUGACAGAUCAUAUGCUGGCCAUUGGCAGCCUAGACCAUGCACACAUCGUACGGCUGCUGGGACUAUGCCCAGGGACAUCUCUGCAGCUUGUCACUCAGUACUUGCCUCUGGGCUCCCUCCUUGAUCAUGUGAGACAGCAUCGUGGGGCACUGGGGCCACAGCUGCUGCUCAACUGGGGAGUACAAAUUGCUAAGGGUAUGUAUUACCUGGAGGAGCAUAGCAUGGUGCAUAGGAACCUGGCUCUUCGGAAUGUGCUGCUCAAGUCACCCAGUCAGGUUCAGGUGGCAGAUUUUGGCGUGGCUGACCUGUUACCACCUGAUGAUAAGCAGUUACUACACAGCGAGGCCAAGACUCCAAUUAAGUGGAUGGCCCUUGAGAGUAUCCACUUUGGGAAAUACACCCACCAGAGUGAUGUCUGGAGCUAUGGUGUAACAGUUUGGGAGUUGAUGACCUUUGGGGCAGAGCCCUAUGCAGGGUUGCGACUGGCUGAAAUCCCAGACCUGCUAGAGAAGGGGGAGCGGUUAACACAGCCCCAUAUCUGCACCAUUGAUGUCUACAUGGUCAUGGUCAAGUGUUGGAUGAUUGAUGAGAAUAUUCGCCCAACCUUUAAAGAACUAGCUAAUGAGUUCACCAGGAUGGCCCGUGACCCACCACGGUAUCUGGUCAUAAAGAGAGAGACUGGGCCUGGACUACCUCCUGGGGCAGAGCCCUCUGCUCUGACAAACAAAGAACUAGAGGAAGUAGAGCUGGAGCCAGAACUGGACAUAGACCUAGACUUGGAGGCGGAGGAGGACAGCCUGGCUACCACACUGGGCUCUGCCCUCAGUUUACCAGCUGGAACGCUUACUCGGCCUCGUGGGAGCCAGAGUCUUGUAAGUCCCUCAUCUGGAUACAUGCCCAUGAACCAGAGUAAUCUCGGGGAGGUUUGUCUGGACUCUGGAGUUUGUGGGAGUAGUGAGCAGUGCCCCCGUCCCAUCUCUCUGCAUCCAAUUCCACGGGGACGGCUCACAUCGGAGUCAUCAGAGGGCCAUGUGACAGGCUCAGAGGCAGAGCUCCAAGAGAAAGUGUCAAUGUGUAGAAGCCGGAGCCGGAGUCGGAGUCCACGCCCACGUGGAGACAGUGCCUACCAUUCACAGAGACACAGCCUGCUUACUCCUGUUACCCCACUCUCCCCACCAGGGUUAGAGGAAGAGGAUGUCAAUGGUUAUGUCAUGCCAGAUACACACCUCAAAGGUACAUCCUCCAGGGAAGGCACCCUUUCUUCAGUGGGUCUCAGUUCUGUGCUGGGAACUGAAGAAGAAGAUGAAGAUGAGUAUGAGUACAUGAACCGGAAGAGAAGAAGUAGUCCACCUCGCCACCCUAGGCCUGGCUCCCUUGAGGAGCUGGGAUAUGAGUACAUGGAUGUGGGAUCAGACCUUAGUGCUUCUCUGGGCAGCACACAGAGUUGCCCUCUCCACCCUGUGCCCAUUAUGCCCUCUGCUGGCACAACUCCAGAUGAAGACUAUGAAUAUAUGAACCGGCAACGUGAUGGAGGGGGUGCAGGAGGCGACUAUGCGGCCAUGGGUACCUGCCCAGCAACUGAACAAGGGUAUGAAGAGAUGAGAGCUUUCCAGGGGCCAGGACAACAUGCUCCCCAUGUCCGCUAUGCCCGUCUCAAAACUCUGAGGAGCUUAGAAGCCACUGACUCUGCCUUUGAUAAUCCUGACUACUGGCAUAGCAGACUUUUCCCUAAAGCCAAUGCCCAGAGAACAUAACCUCCGCUCCUUGAAACACUUGGGGAGCAUUUGAUGGCAGCUAGUGCCUCUAGAGGGUACUCUUUCCUACCCCCUCUCCCUCAGUCUCAGCCCUGUUUGUCCAGUUCUAGACAAUUCUAUUCGUCCUUCAAAGGCUUUUAAACACUUCCACACAAAAUUCUUGUGGUGUGUAACCAGCUGUGCACUUUCUUCUCUUUGACAACCCCAGGAAAAGAGGUUUUUCCUAUUUUGUAUACUUUCCUAAUCCCGUUCCUCAGCUUCCUCAGGGUGACUCCCUGGAGAUAUGAAGGAUUACUUCCUAAAUUCCUUUCUCCCAGGCUCUUCCUUGUUGGGAUUAGACUCUUAAGUUUUGACUUUGUUUCCUAUCAGACUGUCCUAAGGAAGAGGAGAUAGAGUAAUCUGGCAGAGCAAUGUAAAAUUUCAGUUUAUGAGACUCUUAAUCCCAUGGAAAGAUUGAGAAGUUUAAAACUUUGUAGAAUAAGGAAAGAAGUUAGGAUACUGAUGACUAGUAAUUGAUCAUUUACUAUGAGCCAGGCCUCAUGCUGCACUUGGCCUACAUCAUCUCAAUUAUUAUCCUUAUAAUUUUGUGAGUUAGAGGUUAUCUCAUUUUAUAAACAGAAUAGUCCCUUUGAGUGUUCCAAGAUACCCAGUAGGUGCUUGAGUCUGUGGAUAGUACUGAAUCCUAUAGUUUUUAAAUUAAUAUUUUAGUUGGUCUACAAACUUGAAUCUUAUAGUUCAAUACCUUUUCCAUCUUAAGAAUUUGUCAUUAAUUUUGGCCAUAAAUCUUGCAGUUUGAAGUGCCACAGCAAAAAAAAAAAAACUAGUACUAAUUUCUUUUUCCAUUUUCUUAAUUUCAUGGAUUUGUUCUUACUGUAGAUCUUGGCAUAUGAGCUCCCCCCAUAUGAACUUAAAACCUUCUACCUUUUCUCUUAAAGAAAGCACUUCUCUUUGAUGUCUAAAUUGCCAGCAUCACUGCUCUUGCACUUUGGGGCCAUUUCUUAAGCAACAUGAGAGUAUAUGAACUUGAACACAAGUACUGUGAUAUAUCACUGUCGGCCAGUCUGAUAACCUGGUGGGUUACUUGGUGACUGAUGAGCAGGUAACUUGUACAGUGUGGAUGCGCUGGGCAAAAAGAUUGACCCACCACAUGGGACAGGAUGGUUGGAAUUGCAUCAUGGUACUCAGAAUGGUGUGCAAUGUAAACCUCUUAGGAAUUAUUUCUGGAAUUUGUAAUUCAACAUUUUCAGACUGUAGCUGAUCACAGGUUACUAAAACUGUGGAAACCAAACCUCAGAUGAGGGACUGAGCCUUGAAGAAAUUAAGCAGCAGGUCCAGGAUUCAAAAAUCUUCCUAAUUCCAAUGCAUGUGGGUUUUUUUUGUUUGUUUGUUUUUUGUUUUUGGUCUUUUUGAGACAGGGUCUCCCUGCAGCUCCAAAUGU